Aspergillus steynii IBT 23096 is the source of this 1054-nucleotide messenger RNA. Its product is annotated as S-adenosyl-L-methionine-dependent methyltransferase. The record is from RefSeq and is a predicted model, not a curated record. Gene Ontology annotation, cellular component: endoplasmic reticulum. The coding region runs from base 128 to 1015 and encodes 295 amino acids. Gene Ontology annotation, molecular function: sterol 24-C-methyltransferase activity. Gene Ontology annotation, biological process: sterol biosynthetic process. Lineage: Eukaryota; Fungi; Ascomycota; Eurotiomycetes; Eurotiales; Aspergillaceae. The transcript has a single exon.
CUCCAAACUCAACCACACCUGCCGAAGAGUGAGUCCCCCCCCCCUCCCCUCCAUAAAACUGCGAAGCCAUCCGUAUUCAGCCAGCUCUGUCCCUAUCAGAUACUACGGCAAAACCCCCUCCAGUCUCAUGGAUAAGAUCUGGGGGACCUCCUUCCACGUAUGUCGGCAGGUGCCCGGCGAGUCGUUCCGGGCGGCCAUGACCCGCCACGAACACUACCUCGCACUGCGACUUGGCCUUAAACCCGGCCAGAGAGUGCUCGACGUAGGCUGUGGCAUUGGGGGUCCCGCGCGGGAGAUCGCACGGUUUGCUGAAGUAGAGGUCUGCGGGAUCGAUAGCUGCCUCGCGCAUAUCCAGCGAGCACAGGCACUCACAGAGCCGAGCAACCUGUCGCCGGGCCAGGCGCGCUUCCUAGUCCGCAACUUCACCGCGACAAAUCUGCCCCAGGGCUCCUUUGAUCGGGCGUAUGCCAUAGAAGCGACAUGCUACGCACCGGACCUCACCGCCGUCUACGGGGAGGCAUUUCGAGUGUUGAAACCGGGGGGCGUCUUCGCGGUGUACGAAGUAGCGCUGACGGAGCGGUAUGACGACCAGUGUGCGGAGCAUCGAGAGAUCCUGCACCGCAUGGAGAGUGUCGCUGGAAAUCCGCACCUGAAGCCCACGGUGGAGGUCAUGGCGGCGAUGAAGGCAGUGGGAUUCGAGCUGCUUUCGGCGGAAGAUCUGGCAGACGCUCCCGGCAGCUUUCCGUGGUAUCGGUUGAUUGACGGCUCGUUCAAGCGGAUGGGUGGGUUUGGGGAGACCCUGGCCGGUGGGUGUCUGGCGGCUUUCUAUAAGACAUUUUCUUCGCGCUGGGGGCGCGACUUGCUCAAGUAUGGGGAGAUGGUGGGCAUUUUGGCGAACGGGAGACAAGGUCACGUAGAGGAGAUGAUUCAGGUGAUGCAGGCGUAUUGCAUCGCCGGGGAGGAAAAGCUGGUGACUCCGAUGUUUUUGAUGGUAGGGAGGAAGCCAGAGGUCUGAUGUGGUCAGCUUGCAGUACAAGAUUCCUCUUGAUGAAAG